Messenger RNA from Chaetomium strumarium, 2006 nucleotides. RefSeq lists its product as uncharacterized. Lineage: Eukaryota; Fungi; Ascomycota; Sordariomycetes; Sordariales; Chaetomiaceae. Bases 181 to 1851 code for a protein of 556 amino acids. The record is from RefSeq and is a predicted model, not a curated record. The transcript has a single exon.
UGCUAAGUUUUCCAUCACCGACUCCGAGGGGGAGACAUUGGACACUCCGGUCAAGCAUAUCCGCGAAUCCGUGCGCGGACUUCUGGGACGUCGGAUCACUCGCCCUGACUUCGUCCUUUCCGUCGACUGAAGCGCUGACGGGGCGCGGAACUUGGACAGUUUCGACGAGGCUUCCGAACCAUGGUGGCCGGAUCCGAUGGAGGCGACGAUGCGGUCAUGACCGGCACCGGGGGCCGGGCGCUGGUUCUCGAGGCCAUGCCGCCCGAGAUCAUCACAACGAUAUUGGAAUUUCUGGUCCCGCAGCCGCCGGAGAUCGGCGAGACACGCCCUGUCGCAUACUCUCAGCUCAUGGCCGACGAACCGUGGUUCGACUUCACAAGAUGCCGUCGCGGCCUUCACAGCGUCUGCCGCGUCUCCCGUCUCCUGUCCGAGAUGGCCCGCCCACUGUUGUAUCGGGUCAUUGCCAUCUUGGACGAGACGGCACUGGUACUCCUCCUCCGCACUCUCUACAACAAGCCUGAAUACGGGCUUUGGACACGCUACGUAUCCUGCCACUUUACCCUAUCGCGCGAGAAAGUCAUCCGAGACACCCGUCAACUACUCGUCAACUACCUGUCGACGUUUAUACCGGCCCCCGUGGAAGGAAUCACGACCGCCGUGACCCGCGACUUUCUGCAGUUGCUUCGCGGUUAUCUCCCACAUAUGUUGGUUAGCGAAGGCGAUCUUGACCAUGUGCCACAAGCAUUGCUGUGUUUUAUCCUCAUGCAUCUUACCAAGCUUGAGGUCUGGCUGUUGCAGGUACCCAUCAGCGACGACCACGAGGAAUACGACGUGCUUUGUUCCCAGAUUAAUGAGAUAGCGCCUCUCUUCGAAUCGGACCCUACUGCCGGCCCAUUCCAGCACGUUCAUACCCUUCUCCUGCAGGGUGACCCGGAACUCUUAGAUCACUUCGAAAGUGCCGAUGAGGAGUGCGACUGCGAAGUUCCGGAGGUCUACGGCGCCCAGCCGCGGCGGUACGCCCCGCUUUUUGCCUCCUUGCCAAAGCUCACCACGCUCGAGGUCAGCGGCGACGACGGGGUGUGGGCGCCUGUUGACGACGAACUUCGCGCCAUUCUCCAGUCCAUGGGCCCACUGCCACCCUUCCUGCCCAACCUCCGUCACAUCUACCUCCACGACAGCUUCGCGUUCCCAGGGGACCUGCACUACCUUCUGCAGAAUGCGCCUCGGCUCGAGACGCUGUACAUGACCCCACGCCGCGACGGCGCCGACAUUCGCUUGCCGAUGCUGGAAGACCACACGUACACCGAAGCCCUCGACGUCGCCCUCGCGCAGCACGCCAAGCACCUGCGCAACCUCGACGUCAGCUGGGAGGACCUCACAAACUUCGAGUCUCUCGUCGGGCCCGACGGCCGCCUCAGCGCGCUCGCGAACAUGACGGAGCUCCGCUCGCUCUGCAUCCAGAUGGCAUUGCUGUACGGCAGUCCCGCCGCAGUGCUGGAGACGCCCCUUGUCGAGCUGCUGCCGCCCAACAUCGUUGAGCUCGCUCUCGAGGACUGGUGGUGGCACAGUGCGGAGCUGCUCGACGAGUUGCCCCAUUGGGAUGCCCAAGACAAGGUCAAGCACUACCAGUCACAGCACCUCUACCGCCAGAGCGCGCUGCGCACCCUAACGCAGUUCGCGCGAGACGUUCGCACGCGCCUGCAUAACCUGAAGAAGGUGGUGCUGCUGUGCAAGAUACCCUGGACUUGGGUUCUGGAAGGGGGUGUGCCGAUAGAGUUUCACUUCGAGAAUGUUAAAAGCUUGUUUUUGGCGCAAGGGGUGGAGUUCUCCGUCAAGUCUGAUGAGUUCUAAGGGGUCAACAUGGGGGAAGACGUGCCAUCACUCUGGCGUCUGAUCACGAUACAAGUAGAAACACUUUCAGCGAGCUUCCGAUGGUUUGGGGUAGUAUAUGUAUACAUUUUAAAUAGCAGUACUUGAGGAAUUAAGCAAACGAUCGAGAACCGCUG